Messenger RNA from Cladocopium goreaui, 2400 nucleotides. The record is from the annotation of a GenBank genome assembly. Lineage: Eukaryota; Dinophyceae; Suessiales; Symbiodiniaceae.
GCAUCGAAGAUGAGAAAGCGCUGGAGAGAGCGAUUUUCAAGGAACAGAGCAACAGAUGAGGACAGCCCUACAUCAAUGCCAGUCAGCGUUCCAGAUGCUGAGGAGCUGUCCGAUGCCGAGGGUGAUGCCAUGGCAAUGCAACAUGAUCUGUUUGGAGGCAGUUUUGAUUUUGAUUUUUUGGAUGAUACAAAAGUUUUCACUGGGGCUGGUAGUGCAACAGGUGAGCAACAUGGUUUUCCACCCAAACCACCGCAGCUGCCUUUCAUGCAUGAUGAACCAGACAGCCGUUUGAAGUUUGUGGACAAGGGUUCAGGACUUUCUCAUGAUCAACCAGCCAAAUUUGAGAAGGUGGCAACUGCAGUGCCGUCGACAGUGGUUUCAGCAGCUGUCAGAUUGACUGACAAGAAGCCCAUUCUCUUUCCGUGGGAGAAAGGAAGACUCGGUCGCAUCUUGGGUGAUCAAGGUCGUCUGAGUUUGAAACAACCCAAACUGCAUGCUGGUUCAAACAACUUUGUACAAGUUGGUGUGGGCAUUUCAGAUGGAUUCAAGCUGGAUGGUUCGGUUUCUGUGCAACCCGCAACAUGUGACAAGGCUAUUUACAGGUCGGUAGUCAAACACAUUGUGGGCUGCACAUACAUGGAAGAGCGCGCAGCUCAGCGUGAACAUGCAAUUCGACAGUGGUGGGAUUUGCUCCGCCUCAACCUAUCAAUGAGCGAUCCAGGCAGAGCGGCAGUCCAUGAGAAGGGUCUGUCAGACAUUUUCAGAUAUGGUCUUGAGCUGCUUGACGCUGUGUUCGGUUUGAAAAGCCCCGGUACACUGAUGAAAAGAUUGUGUGCCAUCAAACUUUUCAACCAGUGGAUCAUACGCAACUACACCGAGACCUGGCUACCUCUCCAAGAACGACAUGUCUGGAGCUACAUCAGGUUUCUACGUGAAUCCAAAGCUCCAGCCUCGAGGGCGGUUAGCCUUCUGGAGUCAAUUCGAUUCUGCCAUCAUAUGCUGAAGGUGGACGGGUCAUUGGAAAUUCUGGAGAGCUUGCGUGUGAGAGGCUUGGCAUCACAGCUCUUUGCAAACAAGAAGCCGUGGAGACCGUCCGACGUCCUGACCGUGAAUGAUGUGGAGUUCCUGCAUCACAGCUUUAUGGAUUCCACAAAGAGUGACAUUGAUCGGGUCUUUAUUGGGCACCUUCUGCAUAUGCUGUAUGCCAGGGCCAGGUUCAGUGACCUACUGGCCGUGACAGAUUUGUUCUUGGACUCCGAGGACGCCUUUCUGGAGGUGAAUGCUGCUCUGCACAAAGGUGCCCGAAGCCUGGAUGCAAAAUCGAAAUUGCUGCCAAUUGUAGCACCUGCUGUGGGAAUCAAUGGUGAGAACUGGGCAAAGAUGUAUCUUGAACUUCGUCGACUGGUUGGCCUGCGCAAUCCGAAAGAGGAGCCAGUUCCUAUGUUGUUGGCUCCCAACAAAGGAGUGCAAGGAUGGAACGAGCGAUACAUCACUUCCCAGGAACUCAACCAUUUCAUCAAGCGGCUUUUCAUGUCAAGCGGAAGACCCAUUGCUGGCAGAAAAAUCACGACCCACUCGAUGAAAGCUACAACGCUUUCUUGGUGUGCCAAGCUUGGUGUUCCAGAAGAACACAGAGCCAUUCUUGCCAGGCAUGCGAAAAGUGUACAAGGUGCAACCGUUUUGUAUUCCCGUGAUUUGAUCACCUGUGCCCUGCGCUCGCUGACAGGGGUGCUCACCUCAAUCAAGGACAAGGGUUUUCAUCCAGAUAAGACAAGGUCUGGGAUGAUUACACCCGCAGCAGCAACACCGGCAGGCGCACCAGUGACGCCCUUCAACAUUGCAGUUCCGGUGACAGCUGGGAAUCAAGCCGUGCAUGGAGCUCAAGCCAACGCAGCUCAAGACAUUGCUGGUGAUGCUGGCCCUGAUGCAAAAUCAGAUGGUGUGACUGCGGAAGAUGCGGCAGGAGCACAGAGCCCAAGUGGCAUGGCGUGGGAUGGAGGCUCGGUUGGGUAUUCGCCAGGCACUCCGUUACAAUGCAUCCCUGUCAAAGAGGAGUUCACUUGGCCUGACAGCAGCUGGGAUGGCUCAGUGAUUGACCUUGAAGAGCAGCAUGAUCUUUUGCGAGAUUGGCACUCUGGAUCUGAAGAAGAAUCCAGUGGGUGCUCCGAGUCAGACGACAGCGAUGACUAUGUCUGGGAGGAGUCACCGAAGGAGAAGGCAAGCUCCUCCAGAGGGCCAGCUCUUGUGCCAAAGUGGUACAUCAAUGUGAAGACCAACGUCAUCCAUGAGAGAAGGAAUGACACCACCUUCCGUUGUGGCAGACCUAUGGGAGCCACCUACGUAGCGAUCCCAGCACUGACUGGGCUGAGAUGCGGCAAGUGCUUUGCGCACAGCCUGUGA